AUGAUGGUGGUUGAUGGUUGCCUUGUUAUUGAGUUCAUGCUCGGAAGGACAUACAGCAAGAUUCUUCGGAAUGAUCCUCUGUCCCAAAGUUCAUGGAUGCGCACCCCACUUAUAUCAGAUUUGUUUCUACGGGAAAACCAGUUGCCUUGGUUAGUUCUUGAUUGUUUAUUCCAAUAUCUUGUAAAAGAAAAUGCUGACGAUGAACCUGUUGGAAAGCAUAAGUUUCUGUCUGAGCUUACUCUCAAAUUUUGUCAGUUGCACACCAUGCGUUUUCUAAAGCCAAUUGAUGGAGCAUCCGAAAUCAGGCAUUUACUUGACCACAUAAGAAUUGGUAUAGUUGGACCAGAAAAGCUAACCUUCAGUUCACGUCGUUAUUUGGUUCCCUCUGUGACAGAACUCCGGCAAAUUGGAGUCAUAUUUAAACGUGGAGACAUGUCUGCUUGCCACACACUCAACAUAGCCUUCCACAAUGGAGUGAUGGAGAUUCCGGAAAUAUGUAUUGGCAAUAAUUGA
Rosa chinensis is the source of this 513-nucleotide messenger RNA. RefSeq lists its product as uncharacterized. The record is from RefSeq and is a predicted model, not a curated record. The coding region runs from base 1 to 513 and encodes 170 amino acids. NCBI's taxonomy places the organism in Eukaryota, Viridiplantae, Streptophyta, Magnoliopsida, Rosales, Rosaceae. The transcript has a single exon.